AUGGCUAUCGUAGAUACUUUCGACAGAGCGCAGGACGCGACGGCCGCCUUCUACAAUCCUUGCAUCCUGGACGCACUACAUCUAUCCUUUACCACCCACUCCUUGUGGCACUACGUCGUUCGGAACUUCGCGGACGUCCUUGCGCUCCUACAUCCCGUUUGGAGCCUGGGAGCGCAAUGCAUGGUCACGGCUAUCAGUGACUUAAUCAUACGAUUUCUUUUCACGCGACGUAUUUGGAAAUUAAGCCAAGGGAAUGUAUGGUUGGCCGGCCUAAUUACUCCGCUUACUCUGUUGGCAUUCGGAACAGCGUUCGCGUUCGGGCUGAGAGGUCUAUCGUUGCCCUCGUUCACAGAUGUGCCCGGUAUUAAGGCAAGCUGGUUGCUCAUCUUGGGGCUGUCAUGUUCCGUGGCCAUAGAUGUAAUUCUGGCCGCAUCCUUGUGCUGGCUACUUUACGGGAACAAGAGCGGUUUCUCAAAGACGGACGGCUUGAUAAACCUCCUGAUUGUUUAUGGUAUCAGUACUGGCGCAAUCACGGGCGUCUGUGCAAUUCUUGUGCUGAUUACCUACGUCACCAUGCCUGAUAACUUCAUAUGGAUUGCCUUCUUUUUCAUCCUUGGAAAGCUCUUCCUCAACAGCCUCCUAGUCUCAUUAAACGCAAGAACUGCGCUGAAAGAGCGGACCGCGCUUCCAAUGUCAUCGCUCUCCAAGAAGUCCGUGCGCAAAAGCGAGCAUCGGCACGGGAACCCCGUCGAUUCGCGACUUGCCGUCCGCAUCGAUACUACCUCACAGACAUUCGUUGACGACAAGCAUGAUAGUUUUCCACAACCCCUGGGAUACACAAGCUAG
Punctularia strigosozonata HHB-11173 SS5 is the source of this 846-nucleotide messenger RNA. RefSeq lists its product as uncharacterized. The record is from RefSeq and is a predicted model, not a curated record. Bases 1 to 846 code for a protein of 281 amino acids. Lineage: Eukaryota; Fungi; Basidiomycota; Agaricomycetes; Corticiales; Punctulariaceae. The transcript has 19 exons.